Molecule: messenger RNA, 970 nt
Organism: Menidia menidia (Atlantic silverside)
Lineage: Eukaryota; Metazoa; Chordata; Actinopteri; Atheriniformes; Atherinopsidae
Source: the annotation of a GenBank genome assembly
CGGAGCCCUGAGUAAACUUGAAGCCAUGGACAGUGCCUGUGAAGAAGCCUCAGACCGAAUCUUGCUGGAACCGUACAAGUACUUGUUGCAGCUGCCAGGAAAGCAAGUACGGACAAAACUCUCCCAAGCGUUUAACCACUGGCUGAAUGUUCCAGAAGACAAACUGCAGGUGAUCAUUGAGGUGACUGAGAUGCUGCACAAUGCCAGCCUGCUGAUAGACGACAUUGAGGACAGCUCCAAGCUGCGCCGCGGCUUCCCCGUGGCGCACAGCAUCUACGGCAUCCCCUCGGUCAUCAACUCCGCCAACUACGUCUACUUCCUGGGGCUGGAGAAGGUGCUGACCCUGGAGCACCCCGAGGCGGUGCGCGUGUUCACCCGCCAGCUGCUGGAGCUGCACCGGGGUCAGGGCCUGGACAUCCACUGGAGGGACACCUACACCUGCCCCACGGAGGAGGAGUACCGCCACAUGGUGCUGCAGAAGACCGGGGGCCUUUUCGGCCUGGCCGUGGGGCUGAUGCAGCUCUUCUCCGACUGGAAGCGGGACCUCAAACCCCUCCUGGACACGCUGGGCCUCUUCUUCCAGAUCCGCGACGACUACGCCAACCUGAGCUCCCGCGAGUACAGCGAGAACAAGAGCUUCUGCGAGGACCUGACGGAGGGCAAGUUCUCCUUCCCCACCAUUCACGCCAUCUGGUCCCGUCCGGAGAGCACCCAGGUGCAGAACAUUCUGCGGCAGCGCACGGAGAACAUGGACAUCAAGCGCUACUGCGUGGACUACCUGGAGAAGAUCGGCUCGUUCGCGUACACCCGCCGAACGCUGCGGGACCUGGAGGCCGAGGCCUACCGGCUCAUCGGGGAGCUGGGAGGGAACCCCCAGCUGGAGAGCCUGAUCAAACACCUGAGCCAGAUGCACCGAGACGCCGAGGCCAGCGCCGAGGCCAGCGGGGAGCCGCACCCCAGAGAGAAGCAC